Messenger RNA from Drosophila virilis, 756 nucleotides. RefSeq names its product Cytochrome c oxidase subunit 5B (gene COX5B). Gene Ontology annotation, cellular component: mitochondrial envelope. Gene Ontology annotation, biological process: mitochondrial electron transport, cytochrome c to oxygen. NCBI's taxonomy places the organism in Eukaryota, Metazoa, Arthropoda, Insecta, Diptera, Drosophilidae. The record is from RefSeq and is a predicted model, not a curated record.
UGAACCAACACCUGCCCUGAGUCUCGCUGUGAAAAAUUACGAAAGAAUUCGGCUGUUCAACGCACCCAAGACCAACAAAUUUUGUGCUUACCGAACAAUAAUGGCAUCAAUCUGUGGACGCAUGGCGCUGCGUGCCGCCGCACGCCAAAAUGUGACAUACCACUCCGUUCGCACCUGCAAAAUGAUGAACGAUCCCUUGGAGCACGCCACGGGCAUUGAGAAGCGCGAGCUGUUGCUGAAGGCGGCCGGCAACGAUAAUCCCUUCGACAUGAAGGUGUUUAAGCGCGGUGCUGGCACCAAGGAGAACCCCAACUUGAUUCCAUCGGCCUUCGAUGCCCGCAUUGUGGGCUGCAUCUGCGAAGAGGAUCAGACCUACGUGCAGUGGAUGUGGCUGCAGAAGGGCAACCAGAAGCGUUGUGAGUGCGGACACUGGUUCAAGCUGGUCGAGAAGGCAGCUGUUUAAAGUUAUUAUUAAUUAAUUAAAUAAACCAAUUAAUAACAAAAACGACAAAACACACACACACAAACAAACAACCAACUAUUAAGCUAAAAGUCAACAAAAUAGCUUUCCAAAUAAACAAACAUCAAUCCAAAAGUAAUUGAAUUGAAGAGAAAUGCAAAACCAAAUGCAAUAUGCGCCGCGUCCCGCUACAGUUUUUAUUAACAACAUAAUUCUUAAUUUGGAGCUAGCCGAGUUAGUUGCAGCAAUGGAAAAGCGUGUACAAAAAAGGUUUAAAUAAAUUACUUUAAACAAAA